Messenger RNA from Daucus carota subsp. sativus, 2092 nucleotides. RefSeq names its product probable nucleoredoxin 2. Lineage: Eukaryota; Viridiplantae; Streptophyta; Magnoliopsida; Apiales; Apiaceae. The record is from RefSeq and is a predicted model, not a curated record. The coding region runs from base 144 to 1892 and encodes 582 amino acids. The transcript has 4 exons.
AGUUUAUUUUGGGACGUUCCGGAAACGAGGUGACAUGAAAUGGCACGGAGGCCCAAUGGGCCAUGACCCAUAUAUAGAGCGAAUGUGUAAUCAGGGUUCUGAAUUCUGAUAUGUAUUUCUCAGUGUAAUCAAUCAAUCUGAAGAUGAAUCUUACAUACGAUCGCGAUAUAUGCCCGGCCGAAUGGGUGGAAAUGGUGAAAGAUGCACAGAUUCGGGACGGGAAGCGUAAGUAUCAACCACCGCCAGAGUCGCCGGAAAAAGAAGUUCCGAAGAGGUCAAUUCGCGAUAUUCUCUUAAAUCCAAGUCAUCCAUGGGGCUAUGAUAAACUUGGCAAGACCAACCUGUUCCAUCUUUUCACUGCGGCCGGUACACAAUGCCUGUACACAAGGAAAGGCGAUGCGGUUAAGGUUGACGAACUGCGGGACAAAUUUGUUAUUCUCUAUUUCUUGAGAGAUGAUGUCCGGAAUGUGGCUACUUGUCCAGAAUAUAUACCCGACUUGAUUGAAACUUACCAAAUUCACGGCAAAUCUGAGCUUGAGAUUGUCUUUAUCUGGCUUGGUGACGACAAAGAGGCGUUCUCUAAUCAGUUCUAUAUGCCGUGGCUUGCUGUCUUACCAGAGGAUGAGAGAACGGUCAAUGUCCUUACGGAGGAGUUUGACUUUAUAGGCCCUGUGUGCUUCCUUCUUUUUGACCGCAAUGGCUUCUUGUGUCUUUAUGAUGCCAGAGCGAACAUCAAUGCUUAUGGUGUCUUAGGCUUUCCUUUUACCCAUGAAAAGAUUGAGGAAGUAGAUAAGGAAGCUGCCAAACUCCUUUCUGAAAUCAUUGAUGGCAAACCAGUUACAUUGCCUGAUAUUUUGGGUGCCCAUGUAAUUUCCCCCACAGGAGACAAGGUACCUACCUCCGACCUAAAAAGUAAGACCGUGGGUCUUUACAUGUUGAAUGAAUAUCCAUCUCGUAUUAUCCUUGAGGAGUUGAAACGUAUCUGCGAGGAUAAGAAAGAGGAUUUUGUCUUAAUUCCCAUCAUCACAUCGUACCAUUCCUCAUGGUCAUGGAUCAGAGCCGGAUGCAGCCAUCUCGAACGUAGCAUCCCUUGGUACACUCUGCCCGCUAUUAAGUGUCGCUACUUGAAUUCAGUUUUCCAUAAUAAACUUAAGGAGCCGUAUUUUUCGUAUGGAGCAUGUGAUCUAGUUAUUCUUAAAGGCGAUAAGCAUAUUCCUGUCAGCUAUUUUGCCUUGCACAUCUUUGCAUGCUUCGGAGUUGAUGCCUACCCGUUUACCAUAGAAAACGCCGUGCAAGUGGCAAAGAAGGAACAACAAGGCAACAUAGUACUGAAGGAAAUAUUAUCGUCCAAGUCUAUUUUACGUAGACAAGAUUCAGCCGGCAGUGAGGAAGUGAUCACUGUUUCAGAGCUCGAUGGUAGACAUGUCUUAUUAUUGUUUGGGACUCAUGGUUGUGAGUGGGAAUCAUUUUUGUCAACCAUAAAGAAUUGGUAUGUUGACAAGCCACAUGAUGUUGACUUCGAGAUCAUCUACAUUCAUUUGGAUAUCAGUUUAGAAUCUACUUCCUUCUCAAGCACUAUCGAGAAAAUGCCUUGGGUGGUCCACUCGUCUAAACCAGAGGUUGCAGUUUCCUUGUUCGAGUGUGUGUUUCCCAUAUCUGCACACCUCCCUGCCAUUGCAGCCUUUGGGGUAAAUGGGCAUCUAGAAACAAAAGGAUCAGACUUAGCUUCUAAUGAUAAGUUGGUCUCUCAGUAUCCAUUUAUACAGGCUGAUAUGUAUGAUGAGGUUUAUCAAGAACUAAAAGACGAGCACGGAUGGGACUUGAAAAAUCUCUUUCCCACUCCUGAAGAGAUAGAGAUCCGCUCUUUAAUGUACAGACGGAUUUAUGGAUAAAUCACUCAGAUGGCUCUACUUAUAUGUAUUUAGAUAUCAAAGUCUGUAUGCAGUGAGUAAACUGGGUUAAGCAAAAACUAGAACAAUAUUGUUUUUAGUUUUUACGAGGAUAUUUUUUGUGCAGAAAUUUGUACUGAUAUUGCUUUUAUGCGUAUGACCCUUUUAUAUGCGUUUAUUUUAAUGUGUUUAUGUUCUUGUCU